This is a messenger RNA of Xenopus tropicalis (tropical clawed frog), 2080 nucleotides long. It is a transcript of the gene p2rx7, whose product is annotated as purinergic receptor P2X, ligand gated ion channel, 7. Bases 18 to 1715 code for a protein of 565 amino acids. The transcript has 13 exons. The record is from RefSeq and is a predicted model, not a curated record. Lineage: Eukaryota; Metazoa; Chordata; Amphibia; Anura; Pipidae. Gene Ontology annotation, molecular function: purinergic nucleotide receptor activity; monoatomic ion channel activity; signaling receptor activity. Gene Ontology annotation, cellular component: postsynapse; plasma membrane; membrane. Gene Ontology annotation, biological process: response to ATP; monoatomic cation transmembrane transport; excitatory postsynaptic potential.
CCCACAGCUCCACAGAAAUGGCACCAACCUUUGCAGACUGCUUUGAUUACUCUACAAAAAAAGAGGUUCGCAUACAAAGUGUUCCCCUUGGGGUCCUGAAAUGCUGCAUUACCUUUGGUGUGAUUGUGUUUGUGUGUUUCAGUCUCAUCACACAGAAGAGCUACCAGAAAAAGGAUUCUGUAAUCAGUUCAGUUCACACAAAAGUGAAAGGCUUUGCAAAUGCUUAUUCCAGGAUCUGGGACACGGCAGAAUAUACAGUCCCAUCCCCUGGAGGUGACUCAUUUUUUGUUGUAACAAACAUAGUUAAAACAGAAAAUCAAAGGCAAGAUAACUGCUCAGAGCUUCCAUCGCAAAAAACAAUUUGCUCUCGUGAUGAUGUUUGUAAAAAAGGCCUUGCAGACCCACAAAGUAAUGGGAUUCAAACUGGGCGAUGUAUAAACUUUAACAGUACUUUAAAGACUUGUGAGGUGUCAGCCUGGUGCCCUGUGGAAUCACAGACCACUCCAGUUCCUGCUGUUUUGGAAAGUGCUGAAAACUUCACUGUCCUAAUAAAGAACAAUAUACACUUUGCAGCCUUCAAUUUCACAAAGAAAAAUAUUCUACCAAAAUAUAAUGUGUCGUGCAUUUAUGACCGAGUCAAAGCCCCACUCUGUCCCAUAUUUCGUUUAGGAGACAUUUUAAGGGAAGCUGGAGAGAACUUUUCCCAAGUAGCAGUGCUGGGUGGAGUUAUAGGAAUUGAAAUCAACUGGGACUGUGAUCUUGACUCCUUGAGAUACAAAUGUGAACCUCAUUAUAGUUUCCGGCGAUUGAAUAAUAAAGUUGUUGAUGAACGCUUGUACCCUGGAUUAAACUUUAGAUUUGCAAGACACUACAAAACUUCAGAUGGAAAAGACACAAGGACACUAAUAAAGGCAUACGGGAUUCGAUUUGACAUUCAAGUCUAUGGCACAGGUGGUAAAUUUAGUCUGUUUGAACUAGCGAUAUUUAUUGGAUCCUGCCUAUCUUACUUUGGAUGUGCAUCACUUGCAAUUGAUUUCAUUAUUGGCCUUUACAAACCCUGUUGCUGUAAUGCAAAGUCUGUUCUGAAAUACUAUAAUGACAGAAAGUAUGAAAUGGUCCCUGGACCCGCUGUUCCACUUUGCUUUUCAAAGUCACAACUAAAAUUUGUGUCAUUUGCGGAUGAAGAAGAUAUUUUGAUGGUGGACAACAAUUUAAAGGACAGCCUGCAGUUUGCCUCAGGCCGAUACAUUCAGAGAGAAAGGUUUGCAUACACAGAAGCCAACUGUAAGGAUUCUCACAAGCAAAAUGAAAGUGAAAUGAGGCUGAUUAAAGGGAGCUCUACCACGUUACCUCCAGCCUGGUGCAAGUGUAACAAGUGCAUUGAUGUAACACAGCCUGAGGAGCAGUUGUGCUGCAGACUCGGAGAAGGCCAAUGUAUUACAGACACUAAAAUCUUUAACUAUUUGGUUUUAAACAAAGAAGCCCUGGAGUACGCUUUCCAGUAUGACAAUCCUUUAUCGAAAACACCAGAGAGCGAAGAUCUAAAAUGUUACGCUAAGCAAAAAUAUAUUGAGUGGCGUUUUAGAUGCAGAAGGUACAUGUUAGAUUUUGCAGUGAUCCCUAGCUGUUGUAAAAAUGCAAUAGAAACUUGCAAUCUGCAAACACAACACCCAUCUGGAGCCCUGUACCUACCUCCAACUCACGGCAUGUGUUAGAUACAGGCUGUCCUUGCACCAGUGACUACUACAGUCUGUGCCUUAAUUGCACACGCAGUACAAAGAUGGCAGCCAUAAGCUUUGCAGUUAGUUCCUCGGGCUGGUGCUUUUUUUUCACAUUUUCAACUUACUUUGUAUUAGUUUUUACAAUACAUGUAAACCAUAAUAAUUACACAGCUUAUUUUAUCAAUAUCUCCAGAGAGAAAAGUAAAAUAUCAUAACCUAACAAAUACAAAUUUCAAACGGUAGCUCCCAAACCAAAAAAAGAAACAAAAAACAAAACCUCAGACACAUCACACCUAACUAAAGAGUAUCAAGACCAGAAAUGUUCUUCCAUAUUUUUAAGCUUCCUGUAUGAAUCUUCU